Molecule: messenger RNA, 3422 nt
Organism: Hyposmocoma kahamanoa
Lineage: Eukaryota; Metazoa; Arthropoda; Insecta; Lepidoptera; Cosmopterigidae
Gene: Hexo2
Product: chitooligosaccharidolytic beta-N-acetylglucosaminidase
Exons: 10
Coding region: 406-2205 (599 amino acids)
Biological process (GO): glycosaminoglycan metabolic process; carbohydrate metabolic process; ganglioside catabolic process
Cellular component (GO): membrane
Molecular function (GO): beta-N-acetylhexosaminidase activity
Source: RefSeq, a predicted model, not a curated record
CGUGAUAAUGCGGCCUCCGCCAAACGUCAACAAAAUUACUUAAAACUAACCGUAUCGUCAGCCAGCUCAAAGCACGCUCGACCUUCGGGCUGCGAGCACACCCUGUUUGCAAUUCGCAAAAAACAAACGAGAAAUAUACGAUAAAUAAAAAUAUAAAAAUCGCGGUCCGGUUUCUGUCGACCUUAUUUCGAGUUUGAAGUGAAAAAAUAUAUGUAAGCGGGAUGGAAUGUUAUGAUCGAUGAAAUUCAGUUACAAAUAAAAUCAGUGUUCAAUAAAUUCGAUAACUUAUUUUACAAACAUUUUUUGCCAUUAUCAUUAUUACUUCAAGUGGAUCGUUGAGAAAGUGACUCUAAGUUUAGUGAGUUCAAAUCGUAUUGUACCCAGCGACUACUUUCAUCUAUAAAGAUGGGCUGUUACCGAGCGCUGUUAUUGGCAUUGUUAGUGCGAUUUGUUCAAUCCGAAGAAAAUUUCGAACCAACAUGGGCAUUUAAAUGCGUACCAGAUAAGGGCUGUCAGAGGACGACGGAGCCGGUUGACCACGUCUCUUCAGAGGGUCCCGAUCUCUUCAGCAGUUUAAGCGUCUGCAGGACUGUUUGCGGCCGAUUUGGAGGCCUCUGGCCGAAACCUGUUGUUGCUGCUCUUAGCAUGCAGACUGUGCGGUUCCACCCUAACCAUUUAAGAUAUGACAUGAUUGACGUUCCAGUUGCAGUCAGACCUCUACUUGUUGCAAUGACCAAAGUAGCCUCUAGCAACUUGAUGGCAGAGUGUCGAAACAACGUUACAGAGAUUUUUGAUACUCCAGUCACCGUCUAUUUGAACAUUAAGUCAUCGAACACGGAGCUAACUUGGGAUACUGAUGAAUCUUACAUACUCGAUGUUCAAACUAAAGAAGGCAAUGUAGUUGUCCACAUAUCAGCUGAAACAGUUUUCGGAGCGCGACACGGGUUAGAAUCUUUUAACCAGUUAAUUGCUGCCGAAAUGCCCGAAAAUGUUGAACAUUUCAAGUGUACUCUACGUAUUAUUUCCGGCGCUAAGGUCAAGGACCACCCAGUUUACAAACACAGAGGACUUCUUCUAGAUACUUCUAGAAACUUUUUUCCAGUAGAAGAUAUUAAGAGAACUAUAACCGGCAUGGCUGCCGCAAAGAUGAACGUGUUUCAUUGGCAUGUAACGGAUUCUCAUAGUUUUCCUUUGGAAUCAACUCGUGUUCCUCAACUUACAAGGUACGGGGCGUAUUCAGCGUAUGAAAUUUAUACUGUAGAUGAAGUGGAGAGUUUGAUACAGUUUGCGAAAGUUCGAGGCGUGCGUGUGAUUAUCGAGAUUGAUUCGCCAGGACACGCUGGCAACGGAUGGCAAUGGGGGAAGGACUAUGGGUUUGGAGAUCUAGCAGUAUGCAUUAAUGCUCCAGAGUGGAGAAACCUCUGCUACCAGCCCCCAUGUGGUCAGUUGAACCCAGCUAAUCCGAAGAUGUACGAGGUCUUGAGAAGCUUGUAUCGAGAUAUUGCGGCUAUGCUGCCUAAACCUGCAGUUUUGCACAUGGGUGGAGAUGAGCUUUUCUUCAGCUGUUGGAACUCAUCACAAGAGAUAUUAGAUUAUAUGAACUCCAAGGGCUUCGACUCGAGCAAUCCGAGCGGUUUCUUCGAGCUAUGGGCGGAGUUCCAUUCGAAAGCCCUGAAGAUAUGGGAUGAGGAGCUUGCAGCUGAGGGUGGAAAACCGCAGAAGGUCAUUCUCUGGUCUUCAGAACUUACUAAACCUAAUAGGAUUGAAAAAUAUUUGGAUAGCGAGAGAUACGUAAUCGAAGUUUGGGAGCCAAUAAACAGUGAUAUGCUUUCCAAGCUACUUGGUCUCGGCUACUCAGCUAUUUCCAUACCCAAAGACGUCUGGUAUCUGGACCAUGGGUUCUGGGGGACAACUAAAUUCUCCAAUUGGAGGCGGAUGUACUCUCACAUGCUGCCUGGACAUUCAAACGUCUUAGGAGGAGAAGUAGCCAUGUGGAGCGAAUACAUUGAUCGUUUAGGACUGGAUGCUCGAGUAUGGCCCAGAACGGCAGCAGUAGCUGAGAGAUUGUGGUCCACUCCAUUAUCAGGCGCAAAUGCUGCUGAACCGCGCCUCCAAAGAUUGCGCGAGCGCCUUCUGAAUCGCGGCUUACGCCCCGACGCCAUGUCACCCGGCUGGUGCGCACAGAAUGACAUGUCAUGCUUAUAGAAUACUGCCAAACUGUGCUCAUAAAAUAUGACAAAUAAUUUUCAUCCCCCGUUGUUAAAUUUCAGAGACCUAUUUUCGUUUACCGUUAACACGUACAUUAAUGUGGUCAGUCUAUAUUAGCGUGAUAACCACAGAUAAUUUUUUGGUAUACCUAACGCGGUCGAAUCAGUCAAUUAACUAGGAAGCAAUGAGUUUGAUAUAAGCUCGAGGACUUUCAAGGACACCACAUAACGUAAUAAUAAACUAUUUGAUGAGAGUUCCAUCAAUACACUAAUUAAAAUUAGCCAAUAUUUAGCACUGACUAGGUUAAGGACUAAAAUAAAAGACAGUCUGAAGAUUUUUAAGUUCUUGAAUGAGUUGAUUAUUUGAGUUGAAUUAAGCACUUGACGGAGUUAAUACAUGAAUCAAUUAUCUAAAACACAAUAUUAUAUACACGUUGAAAACAAAUAAAUUCUGAAAUUCAGAAUUGAAACAGUUUCAUGGGUUUCAGAAAUAUAAUUUGACAUUUCCCUUUAUCUUUCAGAAGGGUCUUUCGAUUUAAACAUCCUCUGUCUGUCCAUAUGGUACUAAUGUUUACGGUCGCCGGGCCAUGCAAUAAAUAAAGACGGUAGAAAAGACUGGAAAUAAUUAUCUUGUUUAUGGUGCACCCUGACUGCGAUGAUAAUUGUCGCACAAAACUUAUCAUUAUUUUUCGAUAAGUACACUUAAAACAGUAACGUAGAAAAUAAUUGUAUAAUUUAGCCAUAAAUGGCAAUUAUUAGGGGAAUAAUAAAGAUUCCGAAAAGCAAAUGGGACUGUAGCGACUAGCGACUAAGUCUAACUGAUAUACUAAGCAGCGUUAAAAUCACUUACUGAAAAAUAAACAGUGCAUACUGACAAAAUUAAUCAUAUUUAGUAAACAAUCAGUACUUUUUCAAAUCACAAUUCUACGGAAAAAUACUGUAAUUCCCAAUAAUAUACUUAACUUCCGAAAGAAAUACUAAAGUUUAAGAGAUGUAUAAGGUAGGUUUUUAAUUUAUAAUAUGGAUUCCCGCGGCUCGUUUUUCAAUGCGUUACUACGCACCACCACGCCUCACCCGGCAAAAAAUGAGCUGUGGAAAACCGCCAAUAGGUGAUUGCUAACAAUAUAGUUUUCGGAGAGUAAGUAGUCACGUCAGCAAGAUUUUUAGGAACUUUCAGUAUUUCAUUCAGUAGUUUCCCUAUUUUUAUUUUCACAA